This is a messenger RNA of Chrysoperla carnea, 2412 nucleotides long. Its product is annotated as alpha-N-acetylglucosaminidase-like. Lineage: Eukaryota; Metazoa; Arthropoda; Insecta; Neuroptera; Chrysopidae. The record is from RefSeq and is a predicted model, not a curated record. Bases 31 to 2379 code for a protein of 782 amino acids. The transcript is spliced from 15 exons.
CGACUGCCGAUUGAAGGCUAGUAAAAUAUUAUGUUGCAGUUAUUACGUUUAUCUAUUGUUGUAACAGUUGCAUGUGUUGUAAACAUCUGCAUCGGUGCAGAUACGACAAAUGUAUUUAAUCAAUUACAAACCAAAGUGCCUGAAGACAUUCAAGAACAGACUGUAAAACGUCUGAUACAACAAUUAAUACCAGACCGAGCUGAUUCCUUUGUUGUUAAUGUUAAUGCUGCUUUGAGAACAUCUGAUGGACGUGAUGUUUUCAUUUUGAGAAAACUUGACGAUAAUGGUACAGUAAACAUUGAAGGAAAUAGUGGUGUAGCUGCAGCUUGGGGAUUUAAUCAUUACUUAAAGUUCUUUUGUAAUUGUCAAGUAGCAUGGGAAAUAAAACAAUUGCCAUUACCAGAAACUUUACCGAAUGUUGAUAUUCGAAUAGAAGCCAAUGACCGCUUUCGCUAUUAUCAAAAUGUUUGCACAUCGAGUUAUACAUUCGCAUGGUGGGAUUGGACCCAAUGGGAAAAACAUAUUUAUUGGAUGGCAUUAAACGGUAUCAAUUUACCUUUAGCAUUUACUGCACAAGAAGCAAUUUGGGAACGUGUUUAUCGUAAAUAUUUCAACUUAACUGAUAAUGAGAUCGAUGAACAUUUUACUGGUCCAGGUUUUUUUGCGUGGGAACGAAUGGGUAAUAUUCGUGGUUUCGGUGGACCAUUAACUGAUUCAUGGCAUAAUGCAACCAUUGCAUUACAAAAACAAAUAUUAAAGCUAAUGAGAUCAUUAGGAAUGACUCCUGUAUUAUCAGCAUUUGCUGGGCAUGUUCCAAGAGCUUUUAAAAAUCUUUAUCCAAAUUCAAACAUGGUUUUAGCAUCUAAAUGGAAUUCAUUUGAAGAUAAAUAUUGCUGUCCAUAUUUAUUAGAUCCAACGGAUCCAUUGUUCAAAAUUAUUGGUAAAUUGUACAUGGAAGAGACAAUCGCAGAAUUUGGGACCAAUCAUGUAUAUGCCUGUGAUCCGUUUAACGAAUUGGUGCCCAGUACAAUAAAUGAAACAUAUUUAGCAUCGUUUGGAGAAAGAAUAUUUGCAACAAUGUUAUCCGCUGAUCAGAAUGCAAUCUGGAUUUUACAAAAUUGGUUUAUUGUUCAUGAACCAUUGUAUUGGAGCAAGCCUAGAAUUAAAGCGUUCUUAUCUGAAAUACCAAUUGGUAGUCUUUUGAUAUUGGAUUUAAUGGCAGAGCAACUUCCACAGUAUAAAUUAAUCGAUAAAUAUUUUGGUCAUUAUUUUAUUUGGUGUAUGUUACAUAAUUUUGGCGGCACUCAAGGAAAUUUGGGAUCAAUUCCAAACAUAAAUAAGGGAAUUUUUGAUGCUAGGACUUACAAUGGUACUACAAUGAUUGGUUCAGGCUUAACACCCGAAGGAAUACUUCAAAAUUAUGUUGUAUAUGAUUUUAUGAUUGAUAUGUUUUGGCGACCAAAUCCAGUGAAUUUAACUGAAUGGAUUACAGACUAUAUUGGUAGACGAUAUGGACAAAUUGAGGCACACACCAAUAAGGCUUGGCAAGUCUUCAAGAAUGGAAUCUAUAACUACAAUGGUACAAUUCGACUUCAUGGGAAAUAUGUUUAUAAUCUAAGACCAAGCACCAGAAUACAAACAUGGUAUUGGUAUGACGUAUGUGAAUUUUUCGAAGCCUGGGAUGAAUUUGUCACUGCUGCAGAUAUCUUGCCAGCUAGUGAAGCAUACCAAUACGAUAUCGUUGAUUUUACAAGGCAAGCAUUGCAAAUAUUGGCUGAUCAAUAUUACAAUCAAUUUAUUCGAGCUUUUAAAAAGAGAGAUACUCAUGAAUUUCAGCGCAUAGUUGGAGUGUAUUUAAAUAUAUUUGAUGACGUGGAAAAAUUAUUAAAUUCAAAUAAAAACUUUUUACUUGGAAAUUGGUUGGAAAUGGCUAAAAAAUUGGGUGAAAAAUACGAGGCAUAUCCUGGUCAAUUUGAAUACAACGCACGCAAUCAAAUUACAUUAUGGGGACCAAAUGGUGAAAUAGAUGACUAUGCUAACAAACAAUGGGCGGGUAUCGUGUCAGAUGUUUUUAAACCCCGUUGGGAAUUAUUCUUAAAAGGUAUGAAUACAUCUUUAAUAACUGGGAUUAAAUUUAAUGAAGCUGCUCUAAAAAGUAAAGUUUUUAAGGAAGUUGAACAACCAUUUACAUUUAGUCGAAAAGUAUAUUCAACUGAGCCAAGAGGCAAUUCAAUAGAAAUAGCAAAAGAUAUCCAUAAAAGAUGGUGGUUGGAGUCAAUAAUUAAAGAACAGUGUGAAACAAAAACAACACAAAUGCUUUAUAUACAAAAAUCGAUUCGAUUACGCAAAACAACACCAUUUGUAUCGACGGUUAAUUAAUGUUUUUAUAAUAAAGGCGAUGAGAUAAAUAUA